Messenger RNA from Menidia menidia (Atlantic silverside), 2977 nucleotides. Lineage: Eukaryota; Metazoa; Chordata; Actinopteri; Atheriniformes; Atherinopsidae. The record is from the annotation of a GenBank genome assembly.
AGGCGGAGGAUUUGCCAUGACGGAGAAAGGCGGCUGACGGUGAGAGCCCAGGCUCCUUUGUGGAUAACGCGGCGCCUGUCUGCGUGCGAGGCGAGCUCCACGCCACAUCUCAACCCCCGACAAGGAGCGGAGAGCUGCUUCUCGCGUCUGACAUGGCGAAAGAAGGCGCGGAUAUGACAGAGGAGACCGAGUACAUGAUUGACAAAAAUGCCAAGAAGGAGGCGGGGAGCGUGGAAUUUGCCGGGAGCACGAAAGAAAUGAGAGCGGUGAUGCUGGCAGGUUUUGGAGGUCUGAACAAACUCCGGGUGGCCAAGAAGCCAAUGCCCGAGCCUCUGGAUGGGGAAGUAAAGAUCCGCGUCAAAGCAUGCGGCUUGAAUUUUCUGGAUUUGAUGGUUCGUCAGGGGACCAUUGAUAAUCCUCCGAAACCCCCCCUUGUCCCUGGAUUUGAGUGCUGUGGAAUAGUGGAGUCAGUGGGUGAGAACACAAAAGGAUUUGAAAUAGGGGACAGAGUUAUGGCUUUUGUGAAUUAUAAUGCCUGGGCAGAGGUGGUUUGCACGCCAGUGGAUUUUGUCUACAAGAUGCCAGAUGAAAUGACUUUUGCUGAGGCUGCGGCGUUCUCCCUGAACUUUGUGGCUGCCUAUAUGAUGCUCUUUGAAGUUGCAAAUCUGCGAGAGGGGAUGUCAGUGUUGGUCCACUCGGCAGGAGGUGGUGUUGGUCAAGCUGUGGCUCAGCUCUGCUCCACUGUACCAAAUAUAACUGUGUUUGGAAUCGCCUCCUGUUUUAAGCACGCCGCUAUUAAAGACUCUGUGACUCAUCUCUUUGACCGAAACACUGACUACACGCAGGAAGUCAAAAAGAUCUCUCCAGAUGGCGUUGACAUUGUGCUGGACUGCCUGUGUGGAGAGAACACAGGGAAAGGCCUCAGUCUGCUCAAGCCACUUGGAACUUAUAUCCUCUAUGGCGCGUCAAACAUGGUAACUGGGGAAACAAAGAGUUUCUUCAGCUUUGCAAAAUCUUGGUGGCAGGUGGAGAAGGUGAAUCCCAUUAAACUUUACGAGGAAAACAAAGUCAUUGCCGGCUUCUCACUCCCCAACCUCCUUUUCAAACAAGGGAGGUCUGGUCUCGUGAGGUCAGUGAUGGACAAACUUUUGUGCCUCUUUGAACAGAAGAAAAUCAAGCCUGUAGUCGACUCCUUGUGGGCGCUGGAGGAGGUAAAAGAAGCCAUGCAGAGAAUUCAUGACAGAGGCAACAUAGGAAAACUCAUUCUGGAUGUGGAGAAGUCUCCAACCCCACUGAUGGCCAACGACAGCACAGAGACCAGUGAAGCAGGAGAGGAAGAAGAGGAGCCAGAGGGGGAUAAUGACAGCAAGGAGCGAAUGCCUUUCAUCCAUUAGAGUCCACAAACACCACCGUGGGAUACCUAGAGACUGCACAGAUUCACCACAGAGGAACACAACCACACACAAGUGUGUAUGUCUGCAUGUGCUGUGUACAUGUAUGCAUGAAUGUGUGUAUGUAAAAUAAGUGUCUGUCUGUCUGUUAUCUAUUAACUGUCAGUUUAUUGAUCAAGCAAAGGGGAAAUGGAGAAUAGCAACCGGAUUACAGCCAGGAAACAAGUGCGUAAGCCAUUCUGAAGCCAUUGUUGUGUUGCUGAACUAUGCUGUAAUACAAAAAGGCCCAUGCACAGUUUAUAAUUUGUAGCAUUUGCCAACAGAAUACUGAACUAAAAACAAGAUAAAUAAGCUUCUGUUCUUGCUGAGAUACAGUCAUCACCUCAUGUUAAGCACUCCAAUACAUUCAUGUAUGUAGGGAAACACACGAGUCAUAUAUGCUGAUGGUAAAGUUCCAUUUUCUUCUGUCCUCUGUGUGGAUAAAUAUAAAAAGACCAAACUACUUAAAUACAGUUGAGAAAAUUUUACUUGGAGCUUAAUACUGGACCACUGGACUAAAUCACUUUUAUAUUAUAAUGAUUGCUGUAUGUCGAUAUUUGCAUGGAAUUUUAGUUUUACCUGUCAACCUUGAGAGAUUGUAGUAUCACCAGUGCCUUUGAGCCGCAGUGUGUUUAAUCAUUGAAAAACUGUCAGUAUAUACAAUUUACCAUGGCAUGAUAGCUCUGUUUGCUGGAUCGCUACUUCAGUCAUUCUGUCAGGGAAGUAUCAAACAAAGUAUUGCAUCCACUCAUUGCACAUUUGACAGUAUUUAAAUUUUUACCUUUUUAAGUCAAAUAUCAGAAUAUAAAUAGAUACAACGUAAAGUGUGAUAGUAACAACUGCAGUCUGAUUGACCAAAUUGAUUGACCAAACAUCUUGGUGCCUCACAAACAAAAGUGCCAUACGACAAGGUAUCUGCCCAUUGUUUUAUGUAAUAUAAAUAAAUAGAAAUAUGCCUCUCCACGCAUACUUUUAGUUUUCAGUAUUUGCUCCGACUUGCACAAUAUAUAUGUUACAUAUUGACAAACUCUUUAUGUCAUUCAUAAUUUUACACAAACGAGUGUAGGAAACAGUAUUUUUCAAACAAUGUUGAAGCCAGUGUUUUACACCCUAUAAAUGUAAAACUUUCAUUGUACAAAUUCCCUAAUAACCCAGCUAUCCGGCUUUUACAGCAAACACUACAACUUGGGAGACAGCGUUUCUGGUCAAUUGAUAAGCAGAUUUGUAGUUCUUCAGAAAUGCCUCAAAGUUUAGAAGCUUUUAAUGUUAGGUCUGUUUUCGCGUGUUUGUGUGAGAGUGUGUGUUUUUCAUUGUGCGUAGUCAUCCUAUAAAAGAAAAAGCAAAACGUGUGGUUCAGCAUUGUAAUGUAUUCACAAAAUUCCUCUCAAGCUGGUUUACCUGUGGUUGCAUAUUUUUGUCACAUUUUUUGUUGUGUACUUUCUUUGAAAAAAGCUCUGUUUACUUGAAUAAAUCUAUCUGCAAAGUAUGUCUUCACUGUGUUGUUGUUUUUAUAGAGUAAUAACUGGAUGAUAUGCUUUUUGUGCACA